AUGGUUAUGAAGCGGGACAGUGUUUCAAGGCAGAGGCAGGACAUGGGCAAGAGGUCAGAGGUAUGGAGCUUUGAUUGGUCGGGACGCCGCAGGUAUGGAGUUUUGAUUGGUCGAGACUCCGCAGGCGUGUGCGUCGGGGCCGCUGAUUGGCUGGCUCCUCCGGCCUCGGCGCUGCCGCUCGCGCGCGCGCCCGCCCUCCUGCUCUCGCGCGGAGCUGGAGGCACCGAGGGGGCGGGGCCGCCGGGAGCGCGACUCAGGGAGAGAGAGAGAGAUGUCCCCUUCAGCGUCCCCCCCCCUCAGUGCCCCCCGGCCGGCCGGCUGCCCUCUCAGUGCCCCCUCAGCGCCCGCCGGCCGCCCCCUCCCCCUCAGCGCCCCCCGGCCAGCCUGCUGCCCCCUCAACACCCCUCAGUGCCCACCAGCCCGCUGCCCCCUCAGUGUCUGCCCACUGGCCGCCCCCUUCCCCUCAGUGCCCACCGGCCGGCCGGCUGCCCCCUCCCCCUCAGGGACCCCUCAGCGGCCCCCGGCCAGCCUGCUGCCCCCUCAGCGCCCCCUCGACACCCCUCAGUGCCCACCAGCCUGCUGCCCCCUCAGUGUCUGCCCACUGGCUGCCUCCUUCCCCCCAGUGCCCCCUCAGUGCCCACCGGCCGGCUGCCCUCUCAGUGUCCCCUCAGAGUUCCCCGGCCGGCCGCCCCCUCCCCCUCAGUGCCCCCUCAGCGCCCCCCUGUCAGCCUGCUGCCCCCUCAACGCCCCUCAGUGCCCACCAGCCCGCUGCCCCCUCAGUGUCUGCCCGCUGGCCGCCCCCUUCCCCCCCAGUGCCCCCUCAGGGCCCACCGGCCGGCUGCCCCCUCAGUGCCCCCCGCGGCCGGCCGGCUGCCCCCUCCCCCUCAGUGCCCCCUCAGCGCCCCCCGGCCGGCCUGCUGCCCCCUCAGCGCUCCCUCAACACCCCUCAGUGCCCAUCAGCCCGCUGCCCCCUCUGUGUCUGCCCGCCGGCCGCCCCCUUCCCCUCAGCGCCCCCUCAGUGCCCACCGGCCGGCCGGCCGGCUGCCCCCUCCCCCUCAGGGACCCCUCAGCGCCCCCCGGCCAGCCUGCUGCCCCCUCAGCACCCCUCAGGACCCCUCAGCGGCCCCCGGCCAGCCUGCUGCCCCCUCAGCGCCCCCUCAACACCCCUCAGUGCCCACCAGCCCGCUGCCCCCUCAGUGUCUGCCCACUGGCUGCCUCCUUCCCCCCAGUGCCCCCUCAGUGCCCACCGGCCGGCUGCCCUCUCAGUGUCCCCUCAGAGUUCCCCGGCCGGCCGCCCCCUCCCCGUCAGUGCCCCCUCAGCGCCCCCCUGUCAGCCUGCUGCCCCCUCAACGCCCCUCAGUGCCCACCAGCCCGCUGCCCCCUCAGUGUCUGCCCGCUGGCCGCCCCCUUCCCCCCCAGUGCCCCCUCAGUGCCCACCGGCCGGCUGCCCCCUCAGUGCCCCCCGCGGCCGGCCGGCUGCCCCCUCCCCCUCACUGCCCCCUCAGCGCCCCCCGGCCGGCCUGCUGCCCCCUCAGCACUCCCUCAACACCCGUCAGUGCCCACCAGCCUGCUGCCCCCUCUGUGUCUGCCCGCCGGCCGCCCCCUUCCCCUCAGCGCCCCCUCAGUGCCCACCGGCCGGCCGGCUGCCCCCUCCCCCUCAGGGACCCCUCAGCGCCCCCCUGGACCCCUCAGCGCCUCCAGCCAGCCUGCUACCCCCUCAGCACUCCCUCAACACCCCUCAGUGCCCACCAGUCUGCUGCCCCCUCAGUGUCUGCCUCCUGGCUGCCUCCUUCCCCCCAGUGCCCCCUCAGUGCCCACCGGCCGGCUGCCCUCUCAGUGUCCCCUCAGAGUUCCCCGGCCGGCUGGCCGCCCCCUUCUCCUCAGUGCCCCCUCAGCGCCCCCCCGGCCAGCCUGCUGCCCCCUCAGUGCCCACCAGCCUGCUGCCCCCUCAGUGUCUGCCCGCUGGCCGCCCCCUUCCCCUCAGUGCCCCCUCAGUGCCCACCGGCCGGCCGGCUGCCCCCUCCCCCUCAGGGACCCCUCAGCGCCCCCCCGGCCAGCCUGUUGCCCCCUCAGCGCCCCCUCAACACCCCUCAUGCCCCCUCAGUGCCCACCGGCCGGCUGCCCCCUCAGUGUCCCCUCAGAGUCCCCCGUCUGGCCGGCUGGCCGCCCCCUUCUCCUCAGUGCCCCCUCAGCGCCCCCCGGCCAGCCUGCUGCCCCUUCAGUGCCCACCAGCCUGCUGCCCACUCAUCGCCCCCACACCCGCCGUUACCGACCCUUCAGUGCCGCCCGGCUGGCCUGCUACCUCCUCAGUGCCCCCUCAGUGCCUACCCAUCCACCGGCCGGCCGGCUGCCCCCUCAGUGCCCCCUCAGUGCCCCCUCAGUGCCCCCUCCGCGCAGAGAGGAGAGGGCAUGGGAGGCCAGGGCGGGGCGGAAUCCCCUUCCUAA
Tachyglossus aculeatus (Australian echidna) is the source of this 2445-nucleotide messenger RNA. RefSeq names its product basic proline-rich protein-like. NCBI's taxonomy places the organism in Eukaryota, Metazoa, Chordata, Mammalia, Monotremata, Tachyglossidae. The coding region runs from base 1 to 2445 and encodes 814 amino acids. The record is from RefSeq and is a predicted model, not a curated record. The transcript has 7 exons.